CUCGGCUUCCGUUGACGUCGCCGAAUAGCGUUUGACGUCACUAUAACAACAACCUGGGAUGACAGCUCGAAGAAAGAAAUCUCCAGAAUAAUAUUUUAUAUGAGCAUUUAUAAAGCCACCCCCACCUGAAUGUAAGAUUCACCCUAAAAGUCUGCCAGCGAUCCCGGACGGGCAGGACAUUCUGAGACCUGUCAUCUAGCCAGCCGGAGAGACGGGGAACAGGAUUGGGAAGCAGGGCGAGGCGGGCCCCGCGGAGCCGGUGGAGAAGAUGGCCGGCAGCCCCGAGAAGAGCUCCACCGCACAGGAGCUGAAGGAGCAGGGGAACCGGCUGUUCCUCUGCCGCAAGUACCAGGAGGCUGCUUCAUGCUACAGCAAAGCUAUCAACCGCAAUCCAUCCGUGGCAGUGUACUACACCAACAGGGCCCUCUGCCAUGUAAAGCUGCAGCAGUAUGACAAGGCUCUGGCAGAUUGUAAGCACGCGUUGGAGCUGGACAGUCAGUCAGUUAAGGCUCACUUUUUCCUGGGCCAGUGUCACCUGGAGCUGGAGAACUACGACGAGGCUAUUGGCAACCUACAGAAAGCUUAUAACCUGGCAAAAGAGCAAAGGCUGAAUUUUGGAGAUGACAUCCCGAGCGCGUUGCGCAUUGCCAAGAAAAAACGCUGGAACAGCAUUGAGGAGAAGCGCAUCAACCAGGAGAAUGAGCUUCAUGCCUAUCUGACUAAACUCAUCCUGGCUGAGAAGGAACGAGAGCUUGAAGAAUACAAAGAGAAACAAGAUGACAAUCAAAAUGGAGGCGACGCUGGAAAGAUUGCAUCUAAACAUGACAAAUAUUUAAUGGAGAUGGAAGAGCUCUUCUCUCAAGUUGAUGAGAAAAGAAAAAAGCGAGAGAUCCCAGAUUAUCUUUGUGGGAAAAUCAGUUUUGAAUUGAUGCGGGAGCCCUGCAUCACACCUAGCGGCAUCACCUAUGACCGCAAGGAUAUCGAGGAGCAUUUGCAGCGGGUAGGUCACUUUGACCCAGUCACACGGAGUCCCCUGACCCAGGAUCAGCUGAUCCCCAACCUAGCGAUGAAAGAAGUGAUCGACGCCUUCAUCCAGGAGAACGGUUGGGUGGAGGACUACUGAAGAGACAAGCUUGUAUUCCCAAUCAGUACAACGCACAGAGCCUGGACAAGACAAGACUGUAGAGAGCAGAUCACUCCUUGCGUGGAUUCGGACCUUAGAGAAGCAGAAAAAGCCACACUGUGGACUACCAAACGGGAGCCAAGCACCUCGGCCUGCCUCUUCUCCCCUACCUUUUUGUUUUGUUGUUUUUGUGCAGUUAAACUUCCCGCUCUGAGGCUCGGUGUUAAUGGCCUGCUGCUCCCUUCAAGACCCCGUUCACUCUAAUAUUCUCUUCAUCCUUCUCUCUGCCAUGCUGUUUUGGGUCUGUCUGUUCUCAGAUAGAAACUGUGCUCUCAGGUGCACUCUGCUGUGGUUUCUUUCUCGGUGUCGCUCUUUCUCUGAGCCACAGUUUUCUGAAAGCAUCACAGUCCAGUGUUUCUCCAAUAUAAAUAUGGAGCAAAGAAACAGACAUCUUUGUGUCAGGAUCUGUGAAGACCUUGGCCUUUCAUUUGUUGUCUAAUCUAAGUAUAUUUUUCUCAUUUUUCAUCGCAGUGGUCUCUAAAAUGCCAAAAACCUGUUGUCAAUAAGAUUUACUUGAUAGUUCAGGAGUUUUCUAAGAUUCUAGAAGGAAAAGGGAGCAAGCACCCCUUUCUUCCUGCUGGUGGCGCCUCAUACAUACCUGUCCCCAUCACCUUACUGUACAACCUUGAGUAGAUCUCUUUUCCUUUGCAUAUCAAUCACACCCUGAUGCAGACUAUUGAGGUAAGUUGAAUGUAUGGAUAAUAUGUCUUUAGGUUAAGGGUCAAACCUCAUUGUUUGGAGACAUGUUUUUUAACAGAACAGUUAAAGGCUUCAGGAAAAACCUUGAACUGGGAACAGAAAAUAAAUUGCUGCAUUUAAAAUUAAAAAAGAACAAUUUCACAUUGCUGGAUAUGAAUACUGAAUGCUUAAAUGUUUAAACUUGAGAGAUGAGAGACAUUGGCUGAUUUGGCUGUUGCUGAAGUCUGAAUUCUUCCCAGAUGAUGUUUCUGGAUGAUAACUACUGCUGCCUGGAAUGAAAGUGGACGCUCGCAUCAAGCAUGAAGUACAUUUUCUUCUCCUUUCCCAAAAGCCUGAAGAUCGAAUGGUUGAAUUUAGCAGAUUUUGACAAAUUGUUGCCCUGUCACAAGGAUCUGAGGUUCAGUUGCAUCACUGCCCCAGCAUCUGCCAUCUAACAACAUGCUGGAAGAGUUAGUACCAUCUGUAUCCGUACCUCAGUCCAAGUGUUUGCAUGCUGGAUUCCCAGCAUUUCCUGUAAUAAAAGGAGUUUUCAAUCUAGUGUUUAGUAGUUUACAGCUGAAUGUGUCUGUGGUGACUUAGGCCUGGUGGUUGUGCUGGGGUGCAGGCUUUGUACAUAAUUUGCUGCCGUUAAUCAGAUUUUAUUUCGCGACAGGUUAGGGUUCUGUUUUUCUUUUUGUCUGGAAAAAUCCUAGAGCCUAAUAAACUGUAUUAAAUGUAGAUAUGUUGAUAACAUGAAUGCCUGGUUCUGUUUUCAUUUUGUCCCUAUUAAAUCAUUACCUU
Molecule: messenger RNA, 2662 nt
Organism: Girardinichthys multiradiatus
Lineage: Eukaryota; Metazoa; Chordata; Actinopteri; Cyprinodontiformes; Goodeidae
Gene: stub1
Product: STIP1 homology and U-Box containing protein 1
Exons: 8
Coding region: 269-1123 (284 amino acids)
Biological process (GO): proteasome-mediated ubiquitin-dependent protein catabolic process; protein quality control for misfolded or incompletely synthesized proteins; protein polyubiquitination
Cellular component (GO): cytoplasm; Z disc
Molecular function (GO): protein-folding chaperone binding; ubiquitin protein ligase activity
Source: RefSeq, a predicted model, not a curated record